CAGAUCCUGGCCCGGUCCCCGUCCCCUUCCCUCCCCCCUGCCCUAAGCCACCUCCACCUCUGUCCUGGCCGCCUCAGGGCGCCCUGAAAGGACCAGGACAUGCGGGUGCAGUGGAUGCUCUUUUGGCUCCUCUUUGGGCUCCUGCUGGAAUUUAUCAGCCAUCAGUGCAUCUCUGUUAUCAAUACUCUGGCUGACCAUCAUCAUCGUGGGACUGACUUUGGUGGAAGUCCUUGGUUAGGUAUCAUUAUUGAAUUUCUGAGAAGUUAUAAAGUUGUCAUUACCCUCUGGACAGUUUACCUUUGGGUGUCUUUCCUGAAGACUAUCUUCCAGUCUGAAAAUGGACAUGAUGGAUCCACAGAUGUACAGCAGAGAGCCAGGAGGUCCAACCGCCGUAGACAGGAAGGAAAUAAAAUUGGCCGGAAAGACGUCAUUACUCUACGGAGACAUGUGAAAACCAAAGUUCGAGCUAAAAUCCAUAAGAUGAAGGUGACAACAAAAGUCAACCAUCAUGACAAAAUCAAUGGAAAGAGGAAGACUGCCAAAAAACAGAAAAUGUUUCAACGUGCGCAAGCGUUGCGGCGGCGGGCAGAGGACUACCACAAAUGCAAAAUCCCCCCUUCUGCAAGAAAGCCUCUUUGCAACUGGGUCAGAAUGGCGGCAGCGGAGCAUCGUCAUUCUUCAGGAUUGCCCCACUGGCCCUACCUCACAGCUGAAACUUUAAAAAACAGGAUGGGCCACCAGCCACCUCCUCCAACUCAACAACGUUCUAUAAUGGAUAACUCCCUGAGCCUCAAGACACCUCCCGAGUGUCCGCUCCAUCCCCUUCCACCCUCAGCGGAUGAUAAUCUCAAGACGCCUCCCGAGUGUCUCCUCACUCCUCUUCCACCCUCAGCUCCACCCUCAGCUCCACCCUCAGCUCCACCCUCAGCGGAUGAUAAUCUCAAGACACCUCCCGAGUGUCUGACCACUCCCCUUCCACCCUCACCUCCACCCUCAGCUCCACCCUCAGCUCCACCCUCAGCGGAUGAUAAUCUCAAGACACCUGCCAAGUGUGUGCUGUAUCCCCUUCCACCCUCAGCGGAUGAUAAUCUCAAGACACCUCCCGAGUGUCUGACCACUCCACUUCCACCCUCACCUCCACCCUCAGCUCCACCCUCACCUCCACCCUCACCUCCACCCUCACCUCCACCCUCACCUCCACCCUCAGCUCCACCCUCACCUCCACCCUCAGCUCCACCCUCACCUCCACCCUCAGCUCCACCCUCAGCUCCACCCUCACCUCCACCCUCAGCUCCACCCUCACCUCCACCCUCAGCUCCACCCUCACCUCCACCCUCAGCUCCACCCUCACCUCCACCCUCAGCGGAUGAUAAUCUCAAGACACCUCCCUUAGCUACUCAGGAGGCUGAGGCAGAAAAACCACCCAAACCCAAGAGGCCGAGGGCCGCUGAUGUGGAAACAUCAUCACCGGAACCCAAGAGGCGGAGGGUCGGUGACGUGGAACCAUCAUCACGCAAACCCAAGAGGCAGAGGGCCGGUGACGUGGACCCAUCAUCACGCAAACCCAAGAGGCGGAGGGCCGAUGACGUGGACCCAUCAUCAUCCAAACCCAAGAGGCGGAGGGCCGAUGACGUGGACCCAUCAUCACGCAAACCCAAGAGGCGGAGGGCCGAUGACGUGGACCCAUCAUCAUCCAAACCCAAGAGGCGGAGGGCUGAUGACGUGGAACCAUCAUCACGCAAACCCAAGAGGCGGAGGUUGAGUUAGCUGAGAACAGGCCAUUGCACUCAAGCCUGAGCAAUAAGAAUAAAAUUGAGUAGAACAAAAUAAAAAAAUCAAAAAA
Messenger RNA from Pan troglodytes (chimpanzee), 1843 nucleotides. RefSeq names its product putative NPIP-like protein. The record is from RefSeq and is marked validated. Lineage: Eukaryota; Metazoa; Chordata; Mammalia; Primates; Hominidae.